This is a messenger RNA of Propithecus coquereli (Coquerel's sifaka), 3014 nucleotides long. It is a transcript of the gene TRPC4AP, whose product is annotated as transient receptor potential cation channel, subfamily C, member 4 associated protein. Gene Ontology annotation, biological process: ubiquitin-dependent protein catabolic process. NCBI's taxonomy places the organism in Eukaryota, Metazoa, Chordata, Mammalia, Primates, Indriidae. The transcript is spliced from 18 exons. The record is from RefSeq and is a predicted model, not a curated record. Bases 84 to 2306 code for a protein of 740 amino acids. Gene Ontology annotation, cellular component: Cul4A-RING E3 ubiquitin ligase complex. Gene Ontology annotation, molecular function: phosphatase binding.
GCGCUGCGGCGACCCCUCCGCCGCCCCGUAGAAAUCUCCGCGGCCCCGGGGCCGCUUGCUUCCUGUUUGUCGGGCGAGGAGACAUGGCGGCGGCGGUGCCGGCGGCGGCUGGGUCUGGGGCCAGCCGAGGGAGACGGUCGGCAGCAACAGAAACAGCCUGGGGCGGAUGGGGCGGCCGGCCGCGGCCCGGUAACAUUUUGCUACAGCUGCGGCAGGGCCAGCUGACCGGCAGGGGCCUGAUCCGAGCGGUGCAGUUCACUGAGACUUUUUUGGUGGAGAGGGACAAACAAUGCAAAUGGAGUGGAAUUCCUCAGUUGCUCCUUAAGCUGUAUGCCACCAGCCACCUCCAUAGUGACUUCGUUGAGUGCCAAAACAUCCUCAAGCUCCUUGUAGAAAUUCUUAUGAGGCCUACAAUCUCUAUCCGGGGACAGAAACUGAAAAUAAGCGAUGAAAUGUCCAAGGACUGCUUGAGCAUCCUGUAUAACACCUGUGUCUGUAGAGGCACAGCCAUUGUCUUUAGUGAAUUGAGCAUGGGGAUUGUUUGUGUCUUCCUACAGGAAAUGAUCCGACUAGAUGAAGUCCCCAAUCUGAGUACUUUAGUAUCCAAUUUCGAUCAGCAGCAGCUUGCUAAUUUCUGCCGGAUCCUGGCUGUCACCAUUUCAGAGAUGGAUACAGGGAAUGAUGACAAGCACACACUUCUUGCCAAAAAUGCUCAGCAGAAAAAGAGCUUGAGCUUGGGGCCUUCUGCAGCUGAAAUCAACCAAGGAACAGCCACAACGGAAGGAGUUACAAAGCGUUUGGCCGAAAAGAAUGACUUUGUGAUCUUCCUGUUUACUCUUAUGACAAGUAAGAAGACGUUCUUACAAACAGCAACCCUCAUUGAAGAUAUUUUGGGUGUUAAAAAGAAAUACGUUUCCUCACAAGCCGUAACUCAAACUUCUCUUCCGGUGGCUGCUGUGUCAGCCUCCAUCGUGUUCCCUCCUCCAGGGGCUUCGGAAGAGAAUGGUCUGCCUCACACUUCAACUAGGACCCAGCUGCCCCAGUCAAUGAAGAUUAUGCACGAGAUCAUGUAUAAACUGGAAGUGCUCUAUGUCCUCUGCGUGCUGCUGAUGGGGCGUCAGCGAAACCAGGUUCACAGAAUGAUUGCAGAGUUCAAGCUGAUCCCUGGGCUCAAUAAUUUGUUUGACAAGCUGAUUUGGAGGAAGCACUCAGCAUCUGCCCUUGUUCUCCACGGUCACAACCAGAAUUGUGACUGUAGCCCGGACAUCACCUUGAAGAUACAGUUUUUGAGGCUUCUCCAGAGCUUCAGCGACCACCACGAGAACAAGUACCUGCUGCUCAACAACCAGGAGCUGAACGAACUCAGCGCCAUCUCUCUGAAGGCCAACAUCCCCGAGGUGGAAGCCGUCCUCAACACCGACAGGAGUUUGGUGUGUGAUGGGAAGAGAGGCUUAUUAACCCGGCUGCUGCAGGUCAUGAAGAAGGAGCCAGCCGAGUCAUCUUUCAGGUUUUGGCAAGCCCGAGCUGUGGAAAGUUUCCUCCGAGGGACCACCUCCUAUGCAGACCAGAUGUUCCUGCUGAAGCGAGGCCUUCUGGAGCACAUCCUGUACUGCAUUGUGGACAGCGAGUGCAAGUCAAGGGAUGUGCUUCAGAGUUACUUCGACCUCCUAGGGGAGCUGAUGAAGUUCAAUGUUGAUGCAUUCAAGAGAUUCAAUAAAUAUAUCAACACUGAUGCAAAGUUCCAGGUGUUCCUGAAGCAGAUUAACAGCUCCCUGGUGGACUCCAACAUGCUGGUGCGCUGUGUCACUCUGUCGCUAGACCGAUUUGAAAACCAGGUGGACAUGAAAGUUGCCGAGGUCCUGUCCGAGUGCCGCCUGCUCGCCUACAUAUCCCAGGUGCCCACGCAGAUGUCCUUCCUCUUCCGCCUCAUCAACAUCAUCCACGUGCAGACGCUGACCCAGGAGAACGUCAGCUGCCUCAACACCAGCCUGGUGAUCCUGAUGCUGGCCCGGCGGAAAGAGCGGCUGCCUCUGUACCUGCGGCUGCUGCAGCGGAUGGAGCACAGCAAGAAGUACCCCGGCUUCCUACUCAACAACUUCCACAACCUGCUGCGCUUUUGGCAGCAGCAUUACCUGCACAAGGACAAGGACAGCACCUGUCUGGAGAACAGCUCCUGCAUCAGCUUCUCAUACUGGAAGGAGACGGUGUCCAUCCUGUUGAACCCAGACCGCCAGUCACCCUCUGCCCUUGUUAGCUACAUCGAGGAGCCCUACAUGGACAUAGACAGGGACUUCACCGAGGAGUGACCUUGGGCCAGGCCUCGGGAGGCUGCUGGGCCAGUGUGGGUGAGCGUGGGUACGAUGCCACACGCCCUGGUCUGUUCCAUCCUUCCCCUGCCCCCAUGCUGCUCUCUGCCGGCCCCAGGUCUUCAGGUACAGGCUUGGUGGGAGAGUGUCCUGGAAGCCCUUGGCCACGGGGUCUGAGGGCCCGGGUCAUGUGGAAGCCUCAGUUCCCUCACAGUCCCCAUGAUAAGGACAAGGGUACCAUGCUCACCCUUCCUUCAGAAUCCUGGGGCCCUGGCCCACCCAGCGAUAGGAGGACUUUUAACAUUAGCUCUGUCUGAGCUCCUGCCCAGUCUCUUGGCUGUCAGUCCCAGGCUGGGGAGGAGGAUAUGGGCACUCCCCCAAAUCUGUGAGCCAAGCCCUGCCCUAUUCCUGGCCUGUGGACCCAGGCAGAAGCUUCUGAGCCCUGGGCAGGGGUGGGGGGUACCAGAGAAUGCUGCCUUCCCCCAAGCCUGCCCCUCCCCAGACCCCCUCAUUUUCCUUUAGCUCCUCCGGUUUUGUUUGCUCAUGGGGCACAGGGUAGCUGUGCCUGCCCUGCCCCACCCCUGGGUAGCAUCUGCCUGAGCCCCGAUACAGGAGCCUGGCUGGUAGCUCACCCUUGGCCCCUCCUUGUGUUGCCAAUUUAUUAACAGCAAAUAAACCCAGUAAAUGGAGACUAUUAAAGAACUUUAU